This is a messenger RNA of Cyclospora cayetanensis, 990 nucleotides long. RefSeq names its product cytosolic Fe-S cluster assembly factor NUBP2 homolog. The transcript is spliced from 5 exons. Gene Ontology annotation, biological process: iron-sulfur cluster assembly. The record is from RefSeq and is a predicted model, not a curated record. Lineage: Eukaryota; Apicomplexa; Conoidasida; Eucoccidiorida; Eimeriidae. Gene Ontology annotation, cellular component: cytosol. Gene Ontology annotation, molecular function: ATP binding; ATP-dependent FeS chaperone activity; iron-sulfur cluster binding. Bases 1 to 990 code for a protein of 329 amino acids.
AUGGCAGGCAUCUCGAGGGGGCGGGUUGCUGCUUUUUGCGCCGCCAGUGCAGCCGUGGGGGCAGCUCUGACGGCAGCAGCGCUCCUGUGCUUCCAGCAUCGCAUCCCGUCGCAGCGACCGCAGGGGGGGGGGACGCAGCGAGAGCGUCUCGAGGAGGAGGAAGAAGAAGCGCAGAAGCAGGAAAUAUCUGCGAGCUGCCCCGGUCCUGAGAGCGCAGUGGCAGGUCUUGCUGCAGGCUGUGAGGGGUGCCCUGGGAGAAGCCUUUGUCUAGCAGCAAAGGGAGUUGCAGCCGCUCCGAACGGAGCGGCUGCCAGUGGAGCACCGGAAGAGGCAUCGCGGGAUACAGCUGCCACAACAGGGUUGCGGCAGCCGAAGAAUGCGGAGAUCGCUGCCAAGUUGCGAGGCGUCAGAAAGAAGAUUGUCGUGUUGUCUGGCAAAGGCGGCGUCGGGAAAUCAACUGUGGCCUCGCAGCUUGGCUGGACCUUGAACUCGCUAGGAUUCUCAGUUGGCCUCUGCGACUUAGAUCUCUGUGGCCCCUCUCUGCCGCUGAUGCUUCGGCAGAAGACGGCAGAAGUCUUCCAGAGCGCAGAGGGGUGGGAGCCUGCGUUUGUUCGAGAGGAUCUCUGUCUCAUGUCCAUUGGUUUCUUGUUGCCGGAAGAGGAUAGCGCGGUUAUAUGGAGGGGUCCUAAGAAGAACUUGCUCAUCAAGACUUUUUUGUCAAAUGUGAAUUGGGGCGAACUGGACUUCCUGAUAGUGGAUACGCCACCAGGGACCUCGGAUGAACAUAUUUCUCUGACAGCUUUUCUCGAUGCUGACGGUGCCAUCGUUGUCACAACGCCUCAAGAAGCAGCUCUGCAGGAUGUGCGAAAGCAAAUAAACUUUUGUCGCAAGGUUUCGCUGCCAGUACUUGGGGUGGUGGAGAACAUGACAUCGUCCGUGUUUGCCGAAGGCCCCAACGUGGGAGGCGCAGAGGUGGGGGUUCAUGCGUAA